Rubroshorea leprosula is the source of this 1803-nucleotide messenger RNA. NCBI's taxonomy places the organism in Eukaryota, Viridiplantae, Streptophyta, Magnoliopsida, Malvales, Dipterocarpaceae. The record is from the annotation of a GenBank genome assembly.
GUCUUUGGGUUCAAUUCUAUGUCCAUGUCGUUUAAUAGGAAGAAUUUCAGACCAAUCAAUUAAAAGAAAAUCUGUUCAACUAUUACCAAUUGAUUUAAGAUUAGAUGCUCAUAUGGUAUUCAAGCCCACUUGUUUCUUUUCAACUCACGUUAACACAGCCCUGAUUGUUCAACAGAACUUGAGGACUGAAGCUUCACUCCAAAGAUGGAGAUAACCAACGUAAACGAGUAUGAGGCCAUCGCAAAGCAGAAGUUGCCAAAGAUGGUGUUUGACUAUUAUGCAUCAGGUGCAGAGGACCAGUGGACUCUGCAUGAGAAUAGAAAUGCAUUCUCAAGAAUCCUGUUCCGCCCCCGUAUUCUGAUUGAUGUUAGCAGGAUAGACAUGAGUACCACUGUCUUGGGUUUCAAGAUAUCAAUGCCAAUCAUGAUUGCACCAACAGCCAUGCAGAAAAUGGCCCACCCAGAAGGGGAGUAUGCAACAGCUAGAGCUGCAUCUGCAGCUGGAACAAUUAUGGUUUGGCAUCCUCCUAUAACAUUCUUUUUUAAUACUUUGGCUAACCCACAAAUUUUGAACACUAGCCACUCUCUUUACUUCUUUCUUCCCUUUUUUGUGGGGGGAGGGGUUAGGAAUUGUCUAUCUGACCCAUUUGAGAAGAUUUUAGUCUAAUCACGCAUCGUUCAGUUAGUAGGUUACUGUCACUUUUUUCAUUCUGCAUUGCCUUUCUCAAGGAAAUUGAUUGCAUAUUGGCAUCGUUUGUAAACCACUUCCUAAUUGUUUCAGACAUUAUCCUCAUGGGCUACUUCUAGCGUUGAGGAGGUUGCUUCCACAGGACCUGGCAUUAGGUUCUUCCAGCUCUAUGUAUACAAGGACAGGCACGUAGUUGCCCAGCUCGUCAGGAGGGCUGAAAGGGCUGGUUUCAAGGCUAUUGCUCUUACAGUUGAUACCCCAAGGCUGGGUCGCAGAGAAGCUGACAUCAAGAACAGAUUUACUUUACCUCCAUUCUUGACAUUGAAGAACUUUGAAGGCUUAGACCUUGGCAAGAUGGACAAGUCUAACGACUCAGGGCUUGCUUCAUAUGUUGCGGGGCAAAUCGAUCGCACCCUAAGCUGGAAGGAUGUUAAGUGGCUUCAGACCAUUACCAAACUGCCAAUUCUGGUGAAGGGUGUACUCACUGCUGAGGAUGCAAGGAUAGCAGUACAAGCUGGAGCAGCAGGUAUCAUUGUUUCAAAUCAUGGAGCUCGGCAACUUGAUUAUGUCCCUGCAACUAUCAUGGCACUGGAAGAGGUUGUCAAAGCCACACAAGGGCGUGUGCCAGUCUUCUUGGAUGGUGGUGUCCGGCGUGGCACGGAUGUCUUCAAAGCAUUGGCACUCGGAGCCUCUGGCAUAUUUAUUGGACGACCUGUGGUCUUCUCGUUGGCUGCUGAAGGAGAGGCUGGGGUGAGAAAAGUACUUCAAAUGCUGCGUGAAGAGUUCGAGCUAACAAUGGCACUGAGUGGCUGCACCUCACUCAAAGAAAUCACUCGCAAUCAUAUUGUCGCAGACUGGGACGCUCCUCGCCCUCUUCCUCUCCCCAGGCUAUAAAAUUCUGUGGCUGAGGAGUGUGGACAACACUGCAUGCAUUUGGCCAGUGUGCUGUUGAAUUGCUUAAUUUUAUUUGAUGACAUCAAGAGCCCAGCCUUAAUAUUUAUUUAAAGAACAUGUUUCAGUCAAUGAAUUUUUAAGCUUCUAUAAUGAUGAUCAUGGCUACUGCUGCCUUCAUUGUAUAUUCUUAUUUAAAACAGCUAAUACAUCUAGUUUUGCUUG